AUGAAAAAUAAUUUUAAUUAUCACCCCUAUCAUUUAGUUGAUUAUAGUCCAUGACCUUUAACUGGAGCUAUUGGAGUCUUAACUUUAGUAACUGGAAUAAUAAAAUGAUUUCAUAAUUUUAAUAUAAAUUUAUUAAUUUUAGGUUAUAUUAUUACAAUUUUAACUAUAUUUCAAUGAUGACGAGACAUUUCUCGAGAAGGUACAUUUCAGGGUAAACAUACAAUUUUAGUUACAAAAGGACUUCGAUGAGGAAUAAUUUUAUUUAUUGUAUCAGAAAUUUUUUUCUUCAUUUCUUUUUUUUGAGCUUUUUUUCAUAGAAGUUUAUCACCUAAUAUUGAAAUUGGAGCUAUAUGACCUCCUUUAAAUAUUAUUCCAUUUAAUCCUUUUCAAAUUCCUUUAUUAAAUACAAUUAUUUUAAUUAGAUCAGGAAUUACAGUAACUUGAACUCAUCAUGCUAUCAUAGAAAAUAAUUAUACACAAGCUGUUCAAAGAUUAUUUUUAACUAUUAUAUUAGGAAUUUAUUUUACUAUUUUACAAGCAUAUGAAUAUAUAGAAGCUCCUUUUUCUAUUGCAGAUAGAAUUUAUGGAUCAACAUUUUUUAUAGCAACUGGUUUUCAUGGACUUCAUGUAAUUAUUGGAACUAUUUUUUUAACAGUUUGUUUUAUUCGACAAUUAAAUAAACAUUUUUCAAUAAAUCAUCAUUUCGGUUUUGAAGCAGCAGCUUGAUAUUGACAUUUUGUAGAUGUUGUUUGAUUAUUCCUUUAUAUUUCAAUUUAUUGAUGGGGAAAUUAA
Messenger RNA from Manduca sexta (tobacco hornworm), 792 nucleotides. The record is from the annotation of a RefSeq genome assembly. NCBI's taxonomy places the organism in Eukaryota, Metazoa, Arthropoda, Insecta, Lepidoptera, Sphingidae.